Sitodiplosis mosellana (orange wheat blossom midge) is the source of this 3818-nucleotide messenger RNA. RefSeq names its product zinc finger protein 600-like. The record is from RefSeq and is a predicted model, not a curated record. Bases 793 to 3261 code for a protein of 822 amino acids. NCBI's taxonomy places the organism in Eukaryota, Metazoa, Arthropoda, Insecta, Diptera, Cecidomyiidae. The transcript has 3 exons. Gene Ontology annotation, molecular function: DNA-binding transcription factor activity; RNA polymerase II cis-regulatory region sequence-specific DNA binding. Gene Ontology annotation, biological process: regulation of transcription by RNA polymerase II.
UACUGCAAAAUGGCUUUCAAACAUAAAGAAGGUUUAAUAGCACAUGAACGAAUACAUACGGGUGAGGAACCAUACCGAUGCCCACAUUGUGGUGAAUAUUUCCGAACUCGUCAAGAAAUAGAAAGACAUGAGCGAACUCACAUUUAUGGAACACCUUAUGUUUGUAAUAGAUAUUCUCAAUUAUUUUUUUUAGUUUAUCGUAAAUAUUUCGAUGUUUUUUCGUGCAUUAAUAAAUAAAUAUUUUGAGUUUUUCUCGUAAAUAUUUUUGGUUGCCCUGAUGAUGAUUUUAUGAAGUCAUGCAUACUAUAUUAGAAAUCGAAACAUGAUCAUACUCUUUGUUGAAAACAUUCCACACAAAGCACUUAUGGUGGAGGUGAAUGUUAUAUCAACGAUAUACAACUGGUAUGUCAUUCCUGCCAAAAAAAAAAACAGAAUAAUAAUUUUUUUGCAUUGAAAUGAAGUUAAUAAUAUUUUUGUAAAAUAAAAAUAUACAAAUGAUUCUUCUUUUUUUUGUAAUAAAUUCAUCUAAAUUUCCAUAAAUUAUUUUGUUCGAUUAUUCAACUGUGAAAUAUUCAAAUAGUUUCUCUUCAAUACUUAAGCCCUUCUUCAAUUUCUACUCUCAGUACUCAAACUGAUUGGCAAAUACUCAAGGAGUAGACAUAUGAGUUUGACAUUUUGAAGGUAAACAAUUUGAAGAUGUUUGGCUACUGAAAGUAAAACAUUGGAAUGAAGUGUAUUUUGUUGAAUUGAAUAAAAUAAGCGGGUUGAACAAGUUCCCCACAGAAAAAAAAAAUGGACGAAUCUAUUGCAUUGCAUCAAUGUUUGUUUUGUGAGCAAACUUUUAAUAAAGCCGCCGACAAAGACGAUCACAUUUUGGAGCAUUUUGCUCAGGAAACUUGUGCGGAUUGCGAUGAAAACUUGAUUCGAAUCGGUGGAUAUUUGUAUGUUCGUCAUAAUGAAGCGACAUGCAUAAAGAAGGUGUCAAUUUCGGAAGAAAAUGUCGAAUCAUGUACGGUCAUUGAAUCUGUUCUGCACCCUCUGGACCCUUUGCAAUGUGAUGAAAAUGGUGCCACCACAAAUUUGGUGACAUUAGGUACAUGUGAAGCGAGAAUGCAAGAAAUACAAACAGAGCCGUCCGAUCGUCGUGAAGAAGAAGAAGAAGAAGAAGAAGGAGAAGAAGACAUUCUGGUGGAAACAAAUGGCUUGGAAUCAGUAAUAUCAACACGUGAGAGUAAAAUGGUGUCAACGGUAUCAAAUGUUGAUUUGGCGAUAUUGGCCCGAUUUCCAGAUAUCAACCCAAAUCCAGUUGUUGUGUUGGAAGAUAUUUACGGAAAAGGAGAUACAGAACGACUACACAAAUCGAAACGCCGGAGGAUUAAUCAAAAGGUUAAUGAAGAUCUUGGAUCAAGGAGCGAUGAACCAUUGCCAUUCGAGAAAGUAAUAGUAAAGGAUGAGCAUUGUGAUGAACAUGAACCGAACCAGCAGUACGAAACUGAAUCACAUCAAUUACCUCAACAGAACAUGAACACUGAACAAUCAAAUAUCCUGCAGUACGUGUGUAAAACUUGUGGGAAAGCAUUUAAAACCAGAGCAUUGCUAGGAUACCAUAACUAUAUUCAUACCGGGCAAAAGCCGUAUAAAUGCAAAUUCAAUGGCUGCGAAAAGUAUUUCAGAUGUUUUAGGAUGAGAAAUCAACAUUAUAAAACACACUUCAAUCUAGAACCAUCACCAUUCCAAUGCAAAAUUGAUGGCUGCGAUAGUCAAUUUUCAUACCCGUGCGCUUAUCGACUGCACAGAGCCAGAGUGCAUGGCAUAAUCACACGCGAGUAUAAAUGCAAAGUUUGCUCGAGCGCAUUAGACACAAAAGAAAAACUAAUUGAACAUGUGGCGACGAUGCAUCCACCUAUUGAGGAUGAAGAGAGGAUUUAUCCAUGUACUUACGAUGGUUGCAAAAAACGUUUCAAAAAUAGACAGAGCUGGUCAUUACAUCAAAGAGCACACAGUGAUGAAUUGCUCAUUUGUUCAAUCGACGGAUGUGAAAAGCAAUUUAAGUUUCGAUCUAUGUUGAAAUUGCAUCAAUCCAAAGAGCAUAAAACGAAUGAGUCGGUGCAAAAUGAUGAACGAAAUGUUCAGAAGCCGAUUCAAGAACAACAAGAUCAAGACGCUACAUUCACUCAUAACGAUAAUGAUACUCGGGCACAGGAAACAAUUUGUAAAGAAGAGUUGAACAUCGAAAUGGAUCCAAUGGAACAGUCUGAUAAUGAGAUCAGUGCUCAGAAUACAGAAGACUUUGAGCAGAAUUAUGAAAAUAUCGACGAUGAGAAGCAGGUGAUUGAACCUCAACUGACUGAGAUACAGCAUCAGAAAGAUAACAAUUAUAAAUGUGAUGAUUGUGGUAGUACAUUCGGGUCGCAAGGUUCAAAGGAAGCGCACAUACUGCGUUUUCAUGCUGGAGCCGGAUUUGCGUGCGAAUAUUGUAAAAAAGAAUUUUCAAAGCGCCGUAAUCUUAGGAAUCACAUUCAUCGGAUGCAUGAUGGAGAUGGGAAGAAACAUAAAUGCGAACUUUGUGAAUCGUUAUUUUAUACCAAGACCGAAUUGCUAGCCCACAUUGAUUCGAUCCACUUGCGAAUACAAAAAUACAAAUGCAAUAUUUGCGACAAGGGUUUUGUGCGUAAACAAUUGUUAACAGUUCACGAGCGCAUCCAUUCGGGAGAGAAGCCGUAUAAAUGUGAUUUUGAAAAUUGUAACGAACGUUUCAUAAGUCGUAAUCAACAAGUAUGUCAUGAGCGGGUUCAUGAGUAUGAAGAACUUUUUGUUUGUGGAAUUGAUGGAUGCAAAGGGAAAUUUCGCAGAGCCCAAAGUUUGAAAUUACACCAAGACAGAGAGCACAAAAUAUUGCAAUUGAAGAUAAUCCAGACGGGAAAUAAUAUAGAGGAAAUUAUGAUUGAAAAACAAAAUCAAAAAAAUGAUUACCACAAAUGCGAUAAGUGUGGCAAAACGUUUGCUUCGCAAAGUUAUAAGGAAACGCACAUCAUACGUUAUCAUAAUGGAUCUGGAGACUUUACCUGCAAAGUUUGUGGAAGAGAAUUCACAAAACGGUUAAAUUUGGAGCGUCACAUGUAUAUCCAUGAUCCAAAUAAAUGGAAAUUUAAAUGCGAUUCAUGCGAGACAUCAUUUGCUAACAAAUCUGAAUUAAAAAAACAUUUUGAAAAGCAUUUAAUUGGAAAAUUAAACGAUACAAGUGUAAGGUGUGCAAAGUGACUUUCAAGAAAAAAGAAUAUUUAACAAUCCACCAGCGGAAAAUGGGAAUACUCAAAUAUUGGUCAAAAAACGUAUUUCCCACAAAUCAAUUUUUUUUUCGAAUUAAGAAUAGGUCCAAUUAUUUGUAGAAAAAAUGUAGAAUUCAAAGCAGUCAUCCGAUUCAUGAUGUUUUCAACGAUUUAUUUUGACAACAGCAGUGUUUUUAAUUUUGUACGGGAGAAUUACUGCUCCAAAACUGGUCCAAACUGUUUUAAUAAUUGUAGUAACCCAGAAUUAAUUGUAGAAGCAUCUAGGAUUAUUGUAGUGGCCAGAGAAUAGUUGUAGGAGCAUCGAGGGCAUAAGUAGUGUCUUUCAAAAAUCAAAAUAAACAUUUCAUGAAAUUAAUAAUUUGUUCAUUUUUAUUUUGCAACCAGAUUAAAUGUUAGUUCUAUAACAGAAAUAUAUUGUUAUUUUCGUUCGUGUGGUAAAGUUCAAUAUUGUUUUAUGAAAAUUUUGAUCAAGCAUUUGAUUCACUGUGAAUAAAAACAGCGUAUUGCAUUGGUCGCCAAACAACAAAA